Molecule: messenger RNA, 1515 nt
Organism: Antrostomus carolinensis (chuck-will's-widow)
Lineage: Eukaryota; Metazoa; Chordata; Aves; Caprimulgiformes; Caprimulgidae
Gene: CARD9
Product: caspase recruitment domain family member 9
Exons: 11
Coding region: 4-1515 (503 amino acids)
Biological process (GO): positive regulation of canonical NF-kappaB signal transduction; regulation of apoptotic process
Cellular component (GO): cytoplasm
Molecular function (GO): CARD domain binding
Source: RefSeq, a predicted model, not a curated record
AACAUGUUGGAAGAAGAUAGUGAUGAGACAUGUUGGAAUAACCUGGAAGACUUCCGGGUGAAGCUGAUCUCUGUGAUAGAUCCUUCCCAUCUAACACCCUAUCUCCGCCAGUGCAAAGUGAUCAGCCAUGAUGAUGAGGAACAAGUUCUAAAUGACCCCAGCCUGGUCAUGCGCAAACGGAAGGCAGGUGUUCUUCUGGACAUUCUUCAGCGAACGGGUCGCAAGGGCUUUGAGGCAUUUCUGGAGAGCCUUGAGCUUUAUUAUCCACAACUGUAUAAGAAAAUAACUGGCAAGGAGCCCAGCAGGGUUUUCUCUAUGAUUAUAGACACUGCUGGGGAAUCUGGCCUGAGCCAGCUCCUGAUGAACGAGAUCAUGAAGCUGCAGAGCACCGUGCAGGAGGAACGGAGGAAGGCCCAGGAGCUCACCGUGUGGCUGCACACCAAAGAGGACACCAUCAGAGAGAUGUGGGUGAGGGACAGCCUGCUCCGCAAGCACCAAGAGCGGGCACAGAAGAUGAAGGAGGAGAGGGACAGCCUGAGCAAGGAGCUGCGGAAGUGCAAGGACGAGAACUACAACCUGGCAAUGAGCUAUGCCAAACAGAGUGAGGAGAAGAGCGCUGCCCUCAUGAAGAACCGAGACCUGAUCCUACAGAUCGAUCACUUGAAGCACAGCCUCAUGAAGGCUGAAGAUGACUGCAAACUGGAGCGUAAGCACACAAUGAAACUGAAGCAUGCCAUAGAGCAGCGUCCAAGCCAUGAGGUGAUGUGGGAGAUCCAGCAGGAGAAGGAGCUGCUCUUGGCCAAGAAUCAGGAGCUGGAGAACACUCUCCAGGUUGGUGGGGGUGAGAGAAAGAGCCCCUCCAGUGAGACUGUGGAGAAUGACUGUAGCCAAAUACUAGAAGAACGCCGGGAGCUGAUGAACACCAUUUACAGCCUUCGCAAGGAGCUGCGGCAAGCUGAGGUGCUCCAAGACAAAUACUCAGCAGAAAAAGAGAUGCUUGAACUACAGUGCAUGUCUCUGAGAAAGGACUCCCAGAUGUAUAAAAAACGGAUUGAAGCUGUCUUGCAGCAGAUGGAAGAAGUGGCUUCAGAAAGAGACCAGGCACUCCUGACCCGAGAGCAGUUCUAUAUGCAGUACUCCAAGAACCUGGUUGAGAGGGACACUUACCGCAAGCAGAUUCGGGAGCUGGGGGAGCGAUGUGACGAAAUGCAACUGCAGCUCUUCCAAAAGGAGAGUCAGUUACUGGCUACUGAAGCCAAACUGAAGAGGUUGCAACUGGAGCUACCCAUACCGACUUCUGACCUGGAUGAUACCUCCUCCAGAGAUUCUCAGGAAUUCAAGGAGUGUGGCUUAGCCAGUGAGGAACUGGCAGAAAAGGAGCAGAGGAGGAUGAAGGACUGCUUUGAGCGUUACCGAAGAAAAAGAGCGGUGCGAAGGGUGCCCAAGGCCCGACACCACGAGGCGGACUGGGAGAACACCACGGGCAGCGACAACACUGACACCGAAGGCUCCUGA